UCUACAGAAUUUUUUAUCAUAAACGUUCAACAUUAUUUAACAUUAACAAAGAACAAUAUACUUUCGCAGCAUAUUAAUCAUAAUUAAUCUUAAUCUCAAUAUAUAGGCUAUUAAUACAUUUUUGAAAUCAAAUGUUGUGUUUGUUAACACAAGUUAAUGCACUAUGAUGGAACAAUUAUAUUUUUAUUAACUAACAAUAACAAAGAUUAAUAAAUGCUGCAAACAAUAUGAUUCAUUGUUAAUUGUUUGUUCAUGAUACCUAACGCAUUGACUAAUGCUAACUAAUGGAACCUUAAUGUAAAGCGUUACCAAUAAAUAUACAUAAAAGAAUCUCGUUAUUAUGAACGUGCGGAUUCAUUAUUACGUAACAAGUGAAUUUGUACUGAAGCCAGUUUUAACACGAUACAGAUGAUGACACGCCCACCAUCUCAUGAGAGUUUCAAAACGCUAAACUGGCAGAGUUUCGUCUAAAGUUUGAAUAAAGAUGGCAGAAAUUGUGCACAUGAUUGACAGCGAGGUCUUCCUGGCCUUCUCUACUUAUGCAACCAUAGUCAUCCUCAAAAUGAUGCUCAUGAGCCCCAUAACCUCAUACUAUCGAUUGACAAAAAAGGUUUUUUCCAACUUGGAGGACACCAGCUUGGUCAAGACUUCUGAAGACAGAAAGAAGUUGGUCAGGGUCGAUCCAGAUGUGGAAAGAGUGCGAAGAUGCCACCAGAAUGACCUGGAGAACAUCAUUCCCUUUGUGGUAAUUGGUCUUCUGUAUGCACUCACAGGGCCGGAUCUCUCAUCUGCUCUUUUGCACUUCCGGUUGUUUGUGGUUUCACGUAUCAUCCACACUGUGGCCUACGUGAUGGCUCUGCCCCAGCCUAGCAGAGCUCUGGCCUGGAUUGUGGGGCUGUUCACAACUUUCUCUAUGGCUUACAGAGUGCUCACCACUGCUCUCUUUCUCUAAAGGAUAGCACUCACCUCGUUUGAAAACCUUUUGUUAUCGUUUACAUGCUUUUUGCAGUCUUGCGUGAAAGAAUACUCAUUUUUUCCUUUUUUUAUUGAGCUACAUUUUUAGUGUGUAUUCUGUUGUCUUCCUGUGCCUCACUCGCAAUGAUGCUCCUGAAAACCCGAAAUACCGCUUUGUACUGCUGGAUAAUCUUUAACAGCUCCUGGCAUGCAUAGUGGGAUGAGUCUAAUUUGAUCAAUACUGUACAUUGCUCAAACAUUUGUUUUGUUUUUUGUUACUUAUUAAUCACAAACUUUGAUCAACAGCUUCAGAUUGUUUUAGAUUAGUAAUCAUUAAUAAUUUGUCCCAUGUAAGUAAUUAAAAACUACUCAAAUCUGUGCACAUUUUUAGCAGUUCUGUUCUAGUUGUGAAGGUAUAUGAACAUUAAAGCUAGAAAAUAGCAUUCUGAUUUCAUGAAGCAUGUUCAUCUAUAGAAACUUAUAAUACUAAUGCAAAGUAACUUAAUAGAUUCUUGAAGGUUAUUGUGAAAAGUUUUAAACAAUUUUUUCCAUACAGUUUUUUUUUUAAAGUUUAUUAAUGGAGUGACUUGUGUUUGAAAAUAAAAGGAAAGUAUUAAAUGCGUUUAAAGUGUUUUACCCA
This is a messenger RNA of Xyrauchen texanus (razorback sucker), 1594 nucleotides long. Its product is annotated as microsomal glutathione S-transferase 1-like. Bases 485 to 952 code for a protein of 155 amino acids. The record is from RefSeq and is a predicted model, not a curated record. NCBI's taxonomy places the organism in Eukaryota, Metazoa, Chordata, Actinopteri, Cypriniformes, Catostomidae. Gene Ontology annotation, molecular function: glutathione transferase activity. The transcript is spliced from 4 exons. Gene Ontology annotation, cellular component: membrane; mitochondrion.